Messenger RNA from Protomyces lactucae-debilis, 1990 nucleotides. RefSeq lists its product as uncharacterized. The record is from RefSeq and is a predicted model, not a curated record. The annotation marks the transcript as partial. The transcript has 2 exons. NCBI's taxonomy places the organism in Eukaryota, Fungi, Ascomycota, Taphrinomycetes, Taphrinales, Protomycetaceae.
CAGCCCCUCCAACCUCGCAGAGUCUGAGCUUCAACUUGCCAUCAUGAGAGUCACCGCUUUACUGUUAGGCUCGGUACUGGCUCUUCCUCGUCCAGAAGAACAGCAGUCUGGGAUUGAGCUAGCAAGACGGCAACAGAAUCCUUUGCUCCUCAUCAAGAAUCUUGUUCAAAGGUACAUGCAUCGUCUUACUGGGCCUCACUAAUUUGCUAGCAACUCUGCAAAGAAUGGCCUAACUAGGGCAAGUGUUGGUCAAGCUGCCUCUCAGACAUCCAACGACAAUUUCAUCAACGAAUGUCAAGGAAGUGCUCUGACGAACGGUGUUCAGGCCAAGUCUGGCAGCUGUAAUGGCAUUACCAUGGGCAAUAUCCCAAGCGUUCAAAACAUGGUCAGCACAAUCAUCACAAACCCUGCUCCUGGUGCUGUACUCGCCGCCAAUCAGCCCUUCAAUGUUGUUGCCAAAGUUGCCAAUUUGCAGACUGGCUCUUUCACCAAUCCUGACACGACGUACUACGCAGCACCUCAGCAGUUGAAUGCACAAGGCGAGAUCAUUGGCCAUACACACGUCACCAUUCAAAAUCUUGGAACGGACAUGACGCCAGACCAGCCCCUGGAUGCGCAAAAGUUUGCCUUCUUCAAGGGUAUUGAUGAAGCUGCUGUCAAUGGCCAAGUGACUGCUGCAGUGACAGACGGCUUGCCGGCUGGCAACUAUCGUGUCUGCACCAUGUCGAGUGCGUCGAAUCACCAAGCUGUCAAUAUGCCUGUCGCGCAACGCGGAGCUCAAGAUGAUUGCGUUCGCUUCCAAGUAUCCGGCAAUGCAAAUGCGGUGAAUGCCAACGUCAAUGCUAAUGUCAACGCCAACGCCAAUGUCAACAACAACAAUAACAAUAGGGUCACUGCGAAUGUCAAUGCAGCCCCAAAUUUGGCCAGCAAAGCUGUUCAAUCUGUCAACAGGCAGAACCAACAGUUGGCUCAGCAAUUGAGCGUCGUGGAUGCUCCCACCAACAGGGCGACUAGCUCCGUCUUACAAACGGGCACUACUGCCCUUUUCCAGAGACUGCAGUCCCUUUUGGGUGGGUUCAAGGUCAAGAGACAAGCACCGGGGAUUGCCGAUAAUGCUGCUUUGCAACUGCUCACGUCAUUCCUUGGAUCUCAAACGCCUGGCAAUACCGCAGUCGAUGCUGCACGAAGUCUCGCCGUUCAAGAGAAGACAGCUGGCAAUCAAGCUACUGGACCCCGUGGAUUCAAGCUUGUAUCCAAUGGCGCACAGCAAAUUCAACAGCCUCAAGCUCAGCAGCUCGUUGUAUCUGCCACAUCGCCCACUCAAGCCACGAGUACAACUCAAAACUUGGUAGUGAGUGCACUGGCACAGAAUGUCAAUGCUGCAGAAGGCGCUGCUGUAGCCUCAACCUCAAUCAAUGACGUGCAACGAGCGACGGAGACUCAGCAAGCUUUGGCAAAUGCUGCCAAUAGUUCUACGGAGCAAAAGGCAACACAAGGCAACGGCAAAGCGAUCAAGCAGCAAAAGAACAACAACAACAACAACAACGCGGGCCAGCAGCAAGGCAUUGUCGCAGCUCAGCAAGCCGCCGCUCAACAACUCGCUGUCAAUCAGAACGUCAAUGCUGCUCAGCAGAGCGCUGUUGCCAAUCAGAAUGCAGCUCAGCAGACGGGCGACAUCACUGCAGAGCAAGCCGCUCAGCUCGUCAGCCUAUUGACACAAGUUCUUGCCAACAACAAUGCGCAGAACGGCAAUGGCAAUGGUAAUGGUAAUGGCAAUGGUAUCAAUGGCUCUCAGCAGCAGCUGUCCCGAGCUCAGCAACAGCAACUCCGGAACCAGCAGCAGCAGCAAGAGCAGCAGCGAAAUGCCCAGUUGCAAGCUCUUGCUCAGGAUGCCGCCGGCAACAACAACAAUCAGCAGCAGCAGCAGCAGCAGCAGCAGCAGCAGCAGCAGCAGCAGCAGCAGCAACAGCAGCAACAGCAACAGCAACAG